AUGUGUAUUGUAUACAGACAUGCCAAAUACAUUCCCUGUAGGCAUGCUACGGACAAUGGAGGUGAUAUUAGGACCUGGGUCAAAGGAGCCAUGGGUUUGGUUUGUCUCCUUGGCGUCACAUGGACUUGUGGUCUGUUGUGGAUCGACGACGGACAUUCGAUAGUGAUGGCCUAUGCCUUCACCAUUGCGAACUCCCUUCAGGGUCUUUUCGUUUUUCUCUUCCACGUGUUGUUCUCAGAGAAGAUGCGGUACGAUGUUUCGCGAUGGUGUAACGCACACCGCCUCUUUUGUUUUGGGAACAACUCACGGGACACCUCCAGGGAUCCCCAGAAACGUGGGACCAUGUCUCCGUCAGAGAGAAGUGGCAGCGAGUUCAUUUAUCCCACGUCAGAGAAAAUGCACACAUCACCUCGUGGAUUGGAUUCCUCUUUGAGCUCGGCUUAUCCGCAACAACCACUUGUACACCACUAUCAGCGUCAUCCACCACAAGCUAAUGGAGCCUACGACUACGCAACAAUUGCGUAUGGAGAAAUGGUACCGGGCCAUAUGCUACCACAUAUGGCCUCGUCGUUUCCUCAUCCUGGCGUUGCCGUCCAUUACCCACCGUUUAAUACGUCAUUGGUUCGUGGAAGCGAUUUGGACUCCGUCUACCAACCCCAGGUUUUCCACCAUCGUCCUCCACCGGACUUCUCACCGCCGCCGCCUCCUAAACAAGGAACAAACUCAUCAAAAGUCAUCCGACCGCCGUCCUCAAAGAUGAGCGACGACUCUGCCUAUUCUGAUGGAGGAUCGUCGUCCGUACUCACCACAGAAGUCACACCUUCCGGAGCGACUGUGCUUCGAAUGGACUUGGGCAGAAAUCAACAGCCCAGCUACUGGCGAAACGUUUAG
Messenger RNA from Cooperia oncophora, 891 nucleotides. NCBI's taxonomy places the organism in Eukaryota, Metazoa, Nematoda, Chromadorea, Rhabditida, Trichostrongylidae. The record is from the annotation of a GenBank genome assembly.